AUGGAAAAUAAACACAAAAAACUUACUCAACGGUUCCUUCUAAGUGAUGCACCGUCGUCAAUUCAAUUAACCACAACAUCAAACUUUUCAAAUAACAACCAGGAGAAUAAAAUGCUUGAAUCCUCUACUAUAAUAACACCACCAUUGACCCCACCGAACAUAAGUAUCGCCAACGAACAAACAACCACUUCGUCUGCCACCAGUCUUCCGAUAAGAAGAAAGGUCAGUCGACGAAAGAACCCAUAUCCAAUUCGCUCACCCGAAAAAAGUUCAGAAGGAAUUACCUUCAAUAUAAGUAUUUACGAAGAAUACCAAAGAAACCCUGCUUCCUUUUACGAGUCAGCACAAAGAACCACAAUAGAGGAUAAUAUUCCUUCGAUUUCUUCUCGUUGGCCAACUUCCGACUCGGAUUCGGAUGAAAAUCACAUCAUUUAUUCAUCAAUAUCAAAUAGCAAUAUAAGUUCACAGCGUGGAAAACGAGCCAAAACAAGUCAAACGCAAAGAACAAGAAGAAACAGAGCAUUGGGAAGAGUGAUUGGUGCCAAUGGAACAAAUGGAGAUUCGACCACAAUAAGAAUCCCACCCCCACUUCCGCCACAAGAAUGGCGUACAUUACGAGAGAAACUCGAAAGUUUAGAGUUAGAUAAUAGCGUGUUGGAAGGAGACUUGCCAGCGAUAUCAUGGAAAGGACCGCCAAUGCAAAUAACUAAUUUACCACAUUACGAUUAUUUGCAACCAACCGAAGCAACGCUAGCAUCAACACUUCGUCUAACGCCUGCGCAAUAUUUGACUUCGAAAAGUUCAAUAAUUUCUGCUGCGCGUCGAUAUGCAAAGCGGGUGAUGCCAUUUAGGAAAAGUGACGCACAGCGCUUACUGCGCAUUGAUGUAAAUAAGUCAAGUAAACUAUGGGAAUUUUUCCGAGAUAUUGGCUGGUUUGAUUAA
Messenger RNA from Ambispora gerdemannii, 942 nucleotides. Lineage: Eukaryota; Fungi; Glomeromycota; Glomeromycetes; Archaeosporales; Ambisporaceae. The record is from the annotation of a GenBank genome assembly.